AUGUCUGAACAACAAAAACAAAGCAACAAACGAAAAGCACCCAAGAGAAAGGCUUCUCCAGAAGAAGAAGCAUCCCGCAAGGAGGAAGAACAAGAUGCCGUAGAAAAUAUCAAUGCGGAUACGGAACAGAAUGUGAUGGGAGAGAGUGAUGAUUUGAAUUUGGACUUUCCCGAAGAAGAUUUUCUCAAAGAAAUUGAAGAACAAUUUGAAUUGGUAUCGGAAAUGAAUGCAUCAUCAUCAACAGCAUCAUCAAAGAAAACAAAAAUUCCAAUCACGGAAGAAAAAGUUCCAGAGAAGGACGAAGAGUUAAUCAUUUCAUCUGAAAAUUCUCAGAAAUAUCAAAAAGUUCCAGUUUCAUUCCGAGUGAAUAUUGUGAGAAAGGUUUUAAAGAUUGUCAUUAUUUUGCACAAAAUACCAGAAAAGUUUGUGAGAAUUGAUGUUGAAGAUGGAGAAUUCACGGUCGAUACUCUGGUGAAUAAGGAAAAAGCAAAUGCACAAUUUUUGAAGAAUGGAAUUGUGAUGGUCACAUUACCAAUUGCCUCAAUUCCAAAGCAGACAUUUGAACAUCACAUUGAGCUCAUCAAGAAAAAACAAGAGGCAAAGAAGAUUAAAUUCCCUCAACCUAUUAAACAAAGCAUUUUGAGGAAUGCAGCGAUAAUGGAAAAGAAAAGAAAGAGAAGAGAGAAGCAAAAGGAAAAGAAACAAUUCAUUGAUAAUUCAAUGGAUUUAAAGAAGCCUAAAAAGAAGAAGAAAAAGGCCACUAAACCUGCAGAGACAGAGCAAACUGCUGUGAGCAAUGAAUAA
This is a messenger RNA of Naegleria lovaniensis, 804 nucleotides long. RefSeq lists its product as uncharacterized. NCBI's taxonomy places the organism in Eukaryota, Heterolobosea, Eutetramitea, Acrasida, Naegleriidae. The record is from RefSeq and is a predicted model, not a curated record. The transcript has 2 exons. Bases 1 to 804 code for a protein of 267 amino acids.